AUGGCCACGGCCACGGCAUCAAACCCACCCCUUGAUAGGCGCACAAAUGAUAUGGGCUCAAAGGCCAUGGUACCAAGGCCAAAACGGCUGGAAGUUCCAUUACCUAGCCAGGGAGAAGAACCUGUGCCCCUUCGACAUGUCUUGACUAAAUUCGACCAGAUUGCCAACUGGGCUCGUCAGGGAUCUCUCUGGCCCUUGACCUUCGGCCUGGCAUGCUGUGGCGUGGAGAUGAUGGCUGUUUCGAUGCCACGGUACGAUCUCGAUCGCAUGGGUAUCUUUUACCGCGCUUCGCCGCGACAGGCAGAUGUGCUUAUUGUUUCUGGCACGGUGACGAACAAGAUGGGUCCUGCCAUCAGGUUGUUGUACGAUCAGAUGCCAGAUCCGAAAUGGGUGAUUAGUAUGGGCAGUUGUGCGAAUGGAGGCGGGUAUUAUCAUUAUAGCUAUAGUGUAGUUAGAGGAGUGGAUAGGUUGCUCCCUGUUGAUGUGUAUGUGCCUGGUUGUCCGCCGACAGCAGAGGCGUUUUUGUAUGGAGUUCUGCAGUUGCAGAAGAAGAUCAAGAAUCAGCGCACAACGCGCAUGUGGUAUAGGAAGUAG
This is a messenger RNA of Microsporum canis CBS 113480, 594 nucleotides long. RefSeq names its product NADH:ubiquinone oxidoreductase kD subunit. Gene Ontology annotation, biological process: electron transport coupled proton transport; aerobic respiration; mitochondrial respiratory chain complex I assembly. NCBI's taxonomy places the organism in Eukaryota, Fungi, Ascomycota, Eurotiomycetes, Onygenales, Arthrodermataceae. The record is from RefSeq and is a predicted model, not a curated record. The transcript is spliced from 2 exons. Gene Ontology annotation, molecular function: quinone binding; 4 iron, 4 sulfur cluster binding; NADH dehydrogenase (ubiquinone) activity. Bases 1 to 594 code for a protein of 197 amino acids.